Messenger RNA from Drosophila yakuba, 788 nucleotides. Its product is annotated as cytidine deaminase. Bases 134 to 646 code for a protein of 170 amino acids. Gene Ontology annotation, molecular function: cytidine deaminase activity; zinc ion binding. NCBI's taxonomy places the organism in Eukaryota, Metazoa, Arthropoda, Insecta, Diptera, Drosophilidae. Gene Ontology annotation, cellular component: cytosol. The transcript has 2 exons. The record is from RefSeq and is a predicted model, not a curated record.
CCGUCACCACAAACCGUCCAUUUGCCAGCGGACGUUCAAAGGAGAAACACCGAGCCACGCACUCACCUUGCUAAAAAUAAAUCAAAAAUUAAGAAAAGGGGCGUUCCUCCAUUGACCAAAGAAUUUAACUAUAAUGACACAUCUGACCAAAAAUUUCGCACGUCCGGAAAAGAAUGAGGAGGUUGUGACCUUCGGCAGUCUGGAUCCGUCGGUUCAAGAACUUCUGACAGCUGCUUUCCAAGUGCGUCAGCGGGCAUACGUUCCAUAUAGUGGCUUCAAAGUGGGGGCAGCUUUUCGGGCCAAGGACGGCGGACAGAUCUUCAGUGGCUGUAAUGUGGAAAACGCUGCCUUUACGCCGUGCUCUUGUGCUGAGAGAACGGCCGUUACCAAAGCCGUAAGCGAGGGAGCCACCGAAUUUUCCGCAGGGGCCGUUUUGGCCUACGAACCUGAUGUGUUCACCACUCCUUGCGGCGUUUGUCGCCAGUUCAUACGCGAGUUUGCCAACGAGGAUAUACCCAUCUACGUGGCCCAAGCUUUCGAUGCGAGGAUUUCUGAAAAGAAGGAUGUUUUGCAGAGCGAGGAUCCCGUCCUGUGCACCUCAAUCUUUAAUCUGUUGCCGAGCAGCUUUCACACCUAUCGAAAGUAAUCCCCACUGCAGGCCAGAAUUGAAAAGAGACAGAAGGGAGCUAGUUCAAGGUUGUUUCUCUACCCCUUUCGCCUCGGGUAUAUAGUCUAAUCAAUAUAAUUUUAAUCUUAUCACUUGCAAUAAAGAAAAUUACACUACUUAA